AUUAAAUUACUUCCCAAAACUUCUGCACACACACACACCCAUGCUGUGUGAUCCCCAGGGGAUUUGAUAGUUUCCCACGUCCCCUCCCACCCCGCCUAUAGAUCAGGCAUCAUCCUCUGGAGAUGUAACUUUUCCCCUCCACCCCCAGGUGCUCUGCGACCCUCCCUUCCUCCCCCAGCCACAGAUGUGCCUGCAUGGAGCUGGACGCACCCGCCCUGAACUUCCCCCUCUCGCCACAGAUGUGCCUGCACGGAGCUGCUCUGUUGACUUGCAUCGGCUGUGUCUCCUCCCUCGCAGGGCGAAGGAGAGAAGCCAGCACUGCCCUUCCAGGAAGAGGACCGGGGGAAGGCGGAGGAGAGAGCCGCGGGUGCCCUCUGAGCGCCCCGCUCCUUCGUGCCCUCCCUCCCCGAGCUCUGGGCCGGAGUCACUCCGGAUGGCGGCGCCUGUGUGAACAGGGCUACUGUGUGACAGCUGAGCUGAUUUUUCAAACAGGUUGGCUUGGAAGGAGGUGGAAGUGGAAAUGUCCAGAGGAGGAGCAACACAUGGGACCUCCGAGACUCAGGACCGGGGAUGGGCAUGGAUGGUCUUGUUGUCCACUGUGCUGCUUCAAGGACUGACGCUGACCUUUCCCUCUUGCAUCGGAAUCUUCUUCACAGACCUGCAGCAUGAGUUCCAAGCCACCAACAGCGAGACAUCAUGGUUCCCAUCCAUCAUGACAGCAGUGCUGCACGCGGGCGGGCCCCUCUGCAGCGUCUUGGUGGAGCGAUUUGGCUGCAGGCUCACAGUAAUGCUGGGUGGCCUGCUCUGUGGAGUGGGCAUGGUUGCCAGCUCCUUCUCCAAGUCCAUCAACCACCUUUACGUAACAGCCGGCUUCAUUACUGGUCUAGGAUCCUGUUUUGGCUUCCAAGCAGGAGUGACUGUGCUGGGUUACUAUUUUGUGCGCCGACGGGCUUUGGCCAAUGCCCUUGCAUCCACCGGUGCCUCCAUCGGCCUCACGCUGUGGCCAUUGAUCUCUCAGUACUUGCUGGAUGAGAUGGGCUGGAGAAACACUUUCCUCAUCUUUGGGGGGGUACUAUUGAACUGCUGUGUCUGUGGGGCCAUUAUGAGACCAGUCCAGCUUGGGCCUCCUGCAUCACCGCUGCAGCCCAGCCCUGGAUACGAGCCAGGCAACUCGGCUGAAGAUGCACAGCUGUCCAAUGGAGCUACCCCUCAUCAGGUGGAGACCCCACACCAGGCCAGGUUUGCUGCUUGCAGGAGGACUCUGCAGAAGUACCUGGCUUUUGAUAUCUUCUGCAAAAACAAAGGCUACCAGAUUUACACCAUUGGUGUAACUUGGAUGGUGAUGGGCUUCGUGCUGCCCCUCAUCUACCUGGUGCCCUAUGCCAUCAGGAACGGGGUGGAAGAGCGCAAGGCUGCCCUCCUCAUCUCCAUCAUCGGAUUCAUCAACAUCUUCAUGCGCCCCAUGGCUGGGCUGCUGGCAGGACUCAACAUCUUCACCGGGAAGCGGACGUACCUGUUCAGCCUGGCCGUGCUGCUCAACGGGCUCAGCAAUCUCAUCUGUGUCAUCUCAGCCGACUUCAGCGUGCUCAUUCUCUACUGCCUCAUCUACAGUGUGUCCAUGAGCGGCGUCGGGGCGCUGAUAUUCCAGGUGCUGAUGGACGUGGUGGAGAUGGACAGGUUCUCGAGUGCCUUAGGGCUCUUCACCAUCCUGGAGAGCGUCACCAUCCUCCUUGGACCCCCACUCACAGGUCUUCUGGUGGAUAUAACUGGCCAGUUCAGUUAUGUCUUUUAUGCCUCCAGCUUCUUCAUGGUGUCAGCUGCGCUCUUCAUGGGUUUCAGUUUCUAUGCUUUGGACAGUAAGAACAAACUGAAAGAAGCUCCAAAGCUAGCCACCAAUAACCCCACCGGAUACCAAUACACUGAAGUGCCAACUAACCAAGAGCCUGAAAAACAAGCCCCUCCUGCAGUCAUGUACAUCACAAGCAUCUGAACGAAGAGGAACCCAUAGAAUUCUGUGGCCCGCAACGCAACGAGUAGUGUAACUGGAGAUGGGGGGAGGAGGGAGGAAGGGAAUGCCUCCUUUCCACAGUAACCCAUCUGUGUCUUGCAGUGAGCAUCUACUCAGCAAUGCUGCUUCAGACUUUAGGUGGAAGAUCCAGAUCAGAGUCAGAGCCCAGAGCCUCAAACCAGCAAGAAAGCCAAAGAACAAGGAGCACUUCUUAUAUCAGGUGCAAGGCCCUAAGGCAAGGAUAGUUCUGUGACUUACCAUGCGUUACUUUAAGCUACUAGAAUUAAAUUGACAGUGACUUUUAAAAAAAGACUCUAUAUUGCUUAUAUAUUUCAGUUUUUAAGACUGGAAAAAGAUUUAUUAGGUUAUGCACUACAAUGGUUCCUGACACAGAAGCAUCUAUCAGCCUUGGAAGAGAUAAGUACCGCUGAAUUGCCUUGUUUGGACAUGCCAACCUAGCAAAGAUUAAUCUCACAGUGAAGUCAGCUGGGUGCCUCCCCCACAGGGGCAGGGAAACCCCUUUCCUAGAGGAUGUUUUGCUGCUUUCUCCCAUCUGUAUGGAAUAUUACAUGGGUUGUAGAAGCUGGGCUAGCACCUGCAAUCAGUUGCACUUAGGUCAAAAUGAAUCUUUUACAAACUAGUAAUCAUUCCUGCAUUUCAAGGACAUUUCCAGGGACACAAAGCUUUAAAUUCAAAGCCCCAAUAAAACUGAACGGACUCAAAGUGCCUGCAUUUUAUAGCUUGUGCCAUGUUUUAAGCGCUCUCCUCUUCAUCUUUACCAAGGUGUGCUGCAAGAAUCUGACAGUUCAUGGCCAAUGUAAAUGCACUAAAAAACAGGGUGAAUGAGGGGCAAAUACAGUGAUGGACAUUUAUUUUCUUUCCAGCACUAGUCCAGGGCUAGUACUUUGAAAAAUGUACUGGGCCUGAAAGCAAUUUCAGUAGUCUACAUGUAGGGCCAAAUUCAGUUAGGGUAAGGGAGACUCUUGCACUUAGAAGAUCAGAUCCUCAUUUUAUGUACAUUUGUGUAGCUCCUCAUCCAGACUCUGACUUAAUUACACCCAUUUUCCAAUAUAAAAGGGAGUCUACCCUAUGGUCAUUUAAAUGGCAAAGAGUCAGAAGAAAGUAGGGGGUACAUUUAGUUUUACUUACACAUUCUCACACACCCCUGUUAGUGACCUUUCUUACUAUAUUCCUUUUCUGUGGCCUUAGCAUAUGAGUUUUACUAGUUUGAACUCCCUUUGGUCCCUUAGGGUAUGUAUAGACUACAUGGCUCCGUUGACAGAGCCAUGUAGAUGAGUUUACUAGACAUAGGAAAAUGAAGCAGUGAUUUAAAUAAUCGCCGCUUCGUUUACAUCAAAAUGGCCGCCACGCUGUGCCGAUCAGCUGUUUGAUGGCACAGCAAGGCAGACUGGACGCGAGGCGGUCGACAAGCAAAGUCUUU
Pelodiscus sinensis (Chinese soft-shelled turtle) is the source of this 3449-nucleotide messenger RNA. It is a transcript of the gene SLC16A5, whose product is annotated as solute carrier family 16 member 5. Gene Ontology annotation, cellular component: basolateral plasma membrane. Gene Ontology annotation, molecular function: monocarboxylic acid transmembrane transporter activity. NCBI's taxonomy places the organism in Eukaryota, Metazoa, Chordata, Testudines, Trionychidae. The record is from RefSeq and is a predicted model, not a curated record. Gene Ontology annotation, biological process: monocarboxylic acid transport; transmembrane transport.